CCACCUCCGGCCAGCCGCCGCUGCCGCUGCUACGCCAUUUUUGGAUCCCCCGUCCUCACCCCCUGUCCGCCAGCAGCCGCAGACCUCGCGAUCUCAUCUCGCCGUCGCCUGGAUUGCCAGUUGCAGCGCCCGUUUGGCAGGAGCCUAGAAACACCUAUCUGGGCCCGAAGGAUCCCUCUGAAAUCUGAAUCCACGAUAGCGACAUGAAUUUUGUGUAAUUUUCCUCCAAUUGGGAAAGGGGCGUGCAGCUUCCUUUGUUUUCUUUCGUUUUCAGCCGUUCCUGCGCGUCUGCUCUUGUCCCAUUCAAUCGGCGUCGGCAUGCCCACCGGAGGAGACGCCGGGGGUGGUGGUGGUGGUGGUGGGGAGAAGGGAAGGAGGAAGAAGGUGGAGCUGCUGCAGGAGGCCAUUCAUGGGCUCCUGGAGGAGAAAAGGGGCAAGCAGCGACACCAAGGGGAAGAGGGCGCCAUGGAUCAUGAGGAGGAUCUCUUCCUCUCCUCGUUGCUCUCCAAGUUGGACUCGCUGGAAAACGAUGUCGAUCCGGACGGUGCCGAACCGAGCUCCAUCAAUCCUCACCCGGAGAGCGGCGAGGAGGCGGGGCCAGGCGACGUGGCGAAAGACCUGGGCAAGAUCAAGAGGCAGAACAUGAUCACCCACAUCCUGCUCGGCACGGUGAUGGUGAUGAUCGCCGCGUGGCAGUUCAACGAGGUGUCGUUCCUCCUCGCGGUGCAGAAGAAGCUGACCAACCCUUUCAAGUCCGUCGGGGACAUGGUCAAGAGCACCCUCAAGAUAGGGAAGAAGCCGAUGGCCGAGGCGAUCGAGGCGUCGCCUCUGCCCCCUGUCGGCGCCCCGGACGUUGCUCGGGCUGAUCUGCCGAUGUUGGCCAUCGGCGACGGCGAUAGCUAGAUCCGCAGGAUGAGGAGGGAUGACUCGUGCGGCAGAAAUGCCAUGUGUUCUUCCCUCCAGAUAUUGUUAUGUUGUUCGUCUUGUCUAGAGAUGAGAUUUGUAUGGCCAUGUGCCGGUGCAUGUGUUCUGGGCUGGUGCCGCAAGUAGGAGAAACUGAAUCUAAUUCGGCAUCUUAUGAUCUUUGCACCAUUUGUUACUGGAGUCGACCAUCAUCACCUGAAGAAUGCCUGGGACGGUUGAACCAUCUCUUAGAAACAGCCCUGUAUUUCAGACAAGGGUGAAGUGGAGGAAUGUGUUUGAUUGAUUUCCAUGUGUAGUUUCAGCAAACUCUUUGUACUACUACUGAAGCAAGCGUGUCUGUAGCUGAGCUGAUGUCUGCAGUUACACUUCAUUUCUCCCGGGAA
Triticum urartu is the source of this 1307-nucleotide messenger RNA. RefSeq lists its product as uncharacterized. The record is from RefSeq and is a predicted model, not a curated record. Lineage: Eukaryota; Viridiplantae; Streptophyta; Magnoliopsida; Poales; Poaceae.